Molecule: messenger RNA, 2340 nt
Organism: Melanotaenia boesemani (Boeseman's rainbowfish)
Lineage: Eukaryota; Metazoa; Chordata; Actinopteri; Atheriniformes; Melanotaeniidae
Gene: ushbp1
Product: Usher syndrome 1C binding protein 1
Exons: 14
Coding region: 144-2240 (698 amino acids)
Source: RefSeq, a predicted model, not a curated record
GCUAGCCAUGUAGAAAGCAGAUUGCUGCAGUGACUGAGAAUUGGAAAAUAUAAUAACGCAAAAUAGCAGUAUUGAAGAAAACAUAUUUAGAUUUAAACACACCCCAAACUGAGUCUCUGCUGUAGCCAUAACAACCAAGAAGCAUGGAGGACUCCGGGCGGGACAGAUGCGAUAGCCUGGAUACCAGCUCAGGGUUUGACAAAGAGGUGCUGAACCUUGGUGACCACAUAACCCUUGACCCUGAGGGCUCUGGCCCAGUUAUCAACCUUGAGCCCACACCAGCAGAGGUGGCUCAGUGCGAGGCUGAAGUGGGCACCCUGCUCAGCAUCAUUGCUGAACUGAACAAGAAGAUGGGGAACCUGAAAGCUCCAAGUGAACCAGGUGACAUGAGACCAACAGGUCCAUCCAGACCCCUGGUCCCAGAUCUGCUGUCUCAUCGGCUCGUCAGAAGCAUCCCAGAGAGGAUCACAGCCUCCACCGUGACAUCUAAACCUCCCCUGGCUGGCCGAGGGGGAGGUGGCGUUGUGUGGACAAAACUUCAGGAGGUUCUAUCAUCAGUGGAGCACUCCAUCAGCUGCAGAAGGACCUGGGCUGUUCCCAUCAGAGCCUGUGAUCAGGAAAAGCAUGAAGAGCACCUAAGAGCAGCUCAGGAAAACUGGAAUAAAGCCACCCAGAUACUGGACGAGAUGGAAAGAGAUUUUGGAAUUUCAUGCCCAUUACACCUUUCAAAGGACCAGCACAUAGAAGACCUGCUGGAUGUGGACAAACGGGAAUCAGGUCUUAGUAACUCCAUCCAGAAUCACCAGGAGGAGCUGCAGAGGGCACAAAGCACCACCAGUCUGGUGGAGGAGGAGAAAAACAAGCUGGUUGGUCUCCACAAGGCCUGGAGGUCUGGAAGCCUCUCCCCUUCCUACCGACCCACUGUUGGGGCUCUCAGUCCAGACUGGGCCUCUCCUCCUUACCCUGGUUCACCUUUACUUCACAGAAGAACAAACAGAGCUGUGACACCUCUGUCUUUGGUUGGGGAUGGGUGUUCACUGGGUUCUGUUAACUCAGGCAGUCCAUGUCCCAGCCCCAUCAGUCUGGAGUCUGAGACUGAGCGACUGAACAGAUGUAUUGAGAGGCUGAAGGCCAAAAAUGAACGUCUGACUGCAGCUUUGGAGCGAAAGAAGACAGAGUCAGAGCAGAUCAGUAUUGCGUUAACCAAACUUGAAUCAGACUACGCGGCCCUGCAGACGACUCUCAGAUACUGUGAGGAGUGUGAGGAGGCCUACAGUGAGCUACUGUCACUUUAUGAUGCCAAGAGGCAGCAGAGCAGUCCUCAGCAGACAGACUCAGCAGAGACGGUUGGCAAACGGCAGCAGGAUGACAGUCCAUCAGUUCAGCUCAGGAAAAUGGGAACUGAAGAACUUUCCACCUCCUUCUCUUCAGCAGGAAUCACAGAGGAGAUGCAAACACAGAGCCCCACAGGGCAGAGCACCCCUGAACUAGUGGAUCGGGAAGCAUUUCUCCAAGAACAAAUCAAGCGUCUGAGGAGGGACCGGGCAGCAAUUUCUCUGCCUAAGCCAGGUCCAGGAGUAGAAGGCAAAUUGAGCUCAGAAUCUGGUCAACCAGCUGGAACAAGAUGGGGACCCAAGACUAAGGAUAAACCUCCUGAUACCAAAAAGGAGAAAGCUUCCCUGUUUUAUGAACUUGUCUCUGUCAGGGAGGAGAUGUCAGAUCUACGAGCUCUAAUCCGACUCAAGGAAAAAGAGCUGAGGUGUCUGGAGUGGAGUUUAAUGGGCCAGAAGGCUCAGGAAGCAGCUGGAAUUUUUAUCCCAGAAAGGGUUCGGGAGGAAGUAGAAGAUCGGAAGACUGAACAACAGAGGCUCUGUGAGAAUGCAGCUAAAGUUGGUUGUGAUAGUCUGCUAACCAGACCCAUUCUGAAAGAGCUGCACGCCGUCUUACAGAGAGAACAAGCCCUGAAGAAGCGACUGGCUUUGGUCCAAGACUCUCUGAGCACAGCUCUUUCAGACAGCGUCUCCCACAGGAAAGACAAUGGAGAGCAGAUUGCUCGCCUCUCGCAAGCUCACAGUAAAGCCUUGAAUUCAUACCGGCAGAUUCGUAGGAAGUAUCGGGAGCAGGUGUGGAGGUUGGAGCAGAAGGUCGCGGCCAUGAUGGACAGUCAGCACAACCAGGGUGGAGCAACAAAAGCUGCAGAGGAAGCCUUAGAGUGGAGGAGGGAAGAGACUGUUUUAUGAGACACUGAUUGUUUGGGAAACGAAGAAGCUGUCCUUAUAGCCAAUUGUUAUUCAUAUCAGCAACACGUGCAAAAUCUGUUGAAUUUAAUCUCCACCUUAA